CAAUUUAUUUCUUUUUUUGUAAUGAAGGAUAACUCUGAAUUUUCAAUAUUAUUUCAUUUUUCUAUGACUAAUGCCUGCAGAUUGCGCACGGGAAAGGCCUGCGCAAGGCCUGAAGAUGAGGAGACUGAAACCGCCGACAUCCAUCGCAUGGGUUUGCUUGGAGAGAGGCUCAAUCGUGCACUAAUAAGACCACUCUCGUUAGAGCCACCAUCUCGAGAAGCUGAUACUCGAUCUCCACCUGUUAUGGUGCCACCGCCACGACCGAAGCAGAAUGGGGAGGUUCCUCAUGUAUCAAUUCCACCACCACCUGCAAAGCACAUGGAGAGGGAGAGGUUUUUUCAGGAAAACAAGGAUGGUUCUAAUUUGUCCGGUCACAUGAGAGGCCUAUCCUUGCAUAGUCGUAAUGGCAGCAGCUCUCAUAGUGGAAGCUUUGAUUUUAGUGACUGAUCUCUUGACAAACAGAAAGGACCUAUUGUAGCUUUUCUUUUCCAUUUUUGUCUAAAUUUGGAGUUGGUAUUAUUCAAGUUGUGAGGGGGUGGUGAUUUCUCAUUUAGUCUUGGUGAUUAUGGAGAUGGGAGCAAAAAACGGAA
Messenger RNA from Cajanus cajan (pigeon pea), 590 nucleotides. Lineage: Eukaryota; Viridiplantae; Streptophyta; Magnoliopsida; Fabales; Fabaceae. The record is from RefSeq and is a predicted model, not a curated record.